GCAAGGAUUACGCAUAUAUGUGUAAAUAGAAAAAAAAUAUAUCGAAGUAUAUACUGUUGAAAAAUAGUAGUAUUUAUAAUGCACUCUUAAAUUGGGAUCCAUUUAAAAGCUUUAUUCACGCAAUCUUUGUCGAAAAUAAUAUAAAUGGGUUAGAUUUCUGGUUUUGCGCAGGUUUUGCGCAGGGUUAUAAAUACGGUAUUUUGUCUGGUUUCACUUGCUAACUUCAUAUUUUGGAAAUUGGUUAACUUGGAGAACUUGGAGAACAUGCUGCUGUCGAGGUGGACAAGUUCACAUAAAUCUUUACGGAUAUGUUUAUCUAAUUCACGGUUCUUUGGAAAUGGGACUAAGGCUUUAUUGCAGAAAAGCCCUUCAUUAAAUCAGGCAGGAUUCUUCCCAUUAUCAGAAGGAGUGAUGCUUCCACCUGGGACUUUUAAAAACAAAGUGGCCUUCAUCACAGGAGGAGGUACAGGACUGGGUAAAGGCAUGACCACUGCUCUGUCCUCUCUGGGGGCCCAGUGUGUCAUAGCCAGCAGAAAAUUGGAUGUUCUGCAACAGACUGCUGAGGAAAUCUCACUUCAGACUGGUAAUAAGGUUCAUGCUGUGCAGUGUGAUGUGAGGGACCCUGCUUCUAUAAAGGCUGCUGUAGACAAGCUAAUCACAGAUGUUGGGCUUCCUGAUGUGGUGAUUAACAAUGCUGCAGGAAAUUUCAUUUCUCCUUCUGAAAAGCUCUCAGCCAACGCAUGGAGAACCAUAACAGACAUAGUUCUGAAUGGCACAGCCUAUAUAACGCUGGACAUUGGCAAACGUCUAAUCAAAGCUGAGAAAGGUGCUGCAUUUCUUGCCAUCACCACCAUCUAUGCUGAAAGUGGAUCUGGAUUUGUUGUGCCCAGUGCGUCUGCUAAAGCAGGAGUGGAGGCUCUGUGCAAAUCUCUUGCAGCAGAGUGGGGAAGAUAUGGCAUGAGGUUUAAUGUUAUACAACCAGGGCCUAUCAAAACCAAGGGUGCUUUCAGCCGUCUGGACCCCACAGGCACGUUCGAGAAGUCCGUGAUUGAGAGGAUACCAGUGGGUCGGCUUGGUACGCCGGGGGAGAUUGCCAAUCUGGCUGCCUACCUCUGCAGCGACUAUGCCAGCUGGGUGUCUGGUGCGAUAAUCAGAAUGGAUGGUGGUGAAUAUGUGUUCAUGGCUGGAGAAUUCAAUUCACUGAGUAAUGUCACACAAGAGCAGUGGACUAUGAUGGAGGCUAUGAUCAGGAGCACAAAGGGCUCUUGAUAGCUGGCUGUUUGAAGAUGAGCCACUUCACAGUUAACACUGGGAUUCAUAUAAUCUAUCAUGACCAGCAAAACCUUGGAAUCCUCAGAUGAUGCUCAAGCUAGAAUAUGAUAAAUUGUCAACACACAGACUGCUGUUUAUGAACGCACAUUAUGGAAAUAAAGAAAUGAAAUGCG
Messenger RNA from Tachysurus fulvidraco (yellow catfish), 1445 nucleotides. RefSeq names its product 2,4-dienoyl CoA reductase 1, mitochondrial (gene decr1). Gene Ontology annotation, molecular function: 2,4-dienoyl-CoA reductase (NADPH) activity. The record is from RefSeq and is a predicted model, not a curated record. Bases 265 to 1269 code for a protein of 334 amino acids. Lineage: Eukaryota; Metazoa; Chordata; Actinopteri; Siluriformes; Bagridae. Gene Ontology annotation, cellular component: mitochondrion. The transcript is spliced from 10 exons. Gene Ontology annotation, biological process: fatty acid beta-oxidation.